Molecule: messenger RNA, 2892 nt
Organism: Drosophila montana
Lineage: Eukaryota; Metazoa; Arthropoda; Insecta; Diptera; Drosophilidae
Gene: Vha100-1
Product: V-type ATPase subunit a family protein Vha100-1
Exons: 11
Coding region: 56-2617 (853 amino acids)
Biological process (GO): vacuolar acidification; proton transmembrane transport
Cellular component (GO): vacuolar proton-transporting V-type ATPase complex; plasma membrane; vacuolar proton-transporting V-type ATPase, V0 domain
Molecular function (GO): ATPase binding; proton-transporting ATPase activity, rotational mechanism
Source: RefSeq, a predicted model, not a curated record
AAGUUGUGACUUGUGCAACCACUUGUAAUUAGCUACAGACUGCUGAGCUGUCAAAAUGGGUUCAUUAUUCCGUAGCGAGGAGAUGGCGCUCUGUCAGCUCUUCCUACAGAGCGAAGCGGCCUAUGCCUGCGUCUCGGAGCUCGGCGAGCUGGGACUGGUCCAGUUUCGUGAUCUCAACCCGGACGUGAAUGCAUUUCAACGUAAAUUUGUGAAUGAGGUGCGCCGUUGCGAUGAGAUGGAGCGCAAAUUGCGCUACUUGGAGAAGGAGAUCAAGAAGGAUGGCAUACCCAUGCUGGACACCGGCGAGAGUCCCGAAGCACCACAGCCACGCGAGAUGAUUGACUUGGAGGCCACCUUUGAGAAACUUGAGAACGAGCUGCGUGAGGUCAACCAAAAUGCGGAAGCAUUGAAACGCAACUUUCUGGAGCUGACCGAGCUGAAGCAUAUACUGCGCAAGACGCAGGUCUUCUUCGAUGAGUCGGUGCCAAUGGUUUACAAAUCUUCCACACAUUCAUCAAAACAAUAUCGACGCUAUCUGCAGAUGGCCGACAACCAGAACGAGGAUGAGCAAGCGCAGCUGUUGGGCGAGGAGGGCGUGCGCGCCAAUCAGCCUGGCCAAAAUUUGAAGCUUGGCUUUGUGGCCGGCGUCAUUUUGCGGGAGAAGCUGCCGGCCUUUGAGCGCAUGCUGUGGCGCGCCUGCCGCGGCAAUGUAUUUCUGCGCCAGGCCAUGAUUGAGUCGCCGCUAGAAGAUCCCACCAAUGGCGAUCAGGUGUACAAGUCGGUGUUCAUCAUUUUCUUUCAAGGCGAUCAGCUAAAAACGCGCGUAAAGAAGAUCUGCGAGGGUUUCCGCGCGACGCUCUAUCCUUGCCCUGAGGCGCCAGCCGAUCGUCGUGAAAUGGCCAUGGGUGUCAUGACACGCAUUGAGGAUCUGAAUACGGUGCUCGGCCAGACGCAGGAUCAUCGUCAUCGUGUCCUGGUUGCAGCAGCCAAAAAUCUGAAGAACUGGUUCGUCAAGGUGCGCAAAAUUAAGGCCAUUUAUCAUACGCUGAAUCUUUUCAAUCUGGACGUGACUCAGAAGUGUCUGAUUGCUGAGUGCUGGGUGCCGCUGCUCGACAUUGAGACCAUUCAGCUGGCGCUGCGACGUGGCACUGAGCGUUCGGGUUCAUCGGUGCCGCCAAUUCUGAAUCGGAUGCAGACAUUCGAGAAUCCGCCCACAUAUAAUCGCACCAACAAGUUUACCAAGGCCUUUCAGGCGCUAAUCGAUGCAUACGGUGUAGCCAGCUAUCGGGAAAUGAAUCCGGCACCCUAUACCAUCAUUACCUUUCCAUUUCUGUUCGCGGUCAUGUUUGGCGAUUUGGGCCACGGAGCCAUAAUGGCUCUAUUUGGCCUCUGGAUGAUACGCAAGGAGAAGGGCUUGGCUGCCCAGAAAACGGACAAUGAAAUUUGGAACAUUUUCUUUGCCGGUCGCUACAUCAUUUUCCUGAUGGGCGCCUUUUCCAUGUAUACGGGCCUCAUCUACAAUGACAUUUUCUCCAAGUCGCUUAACAUAUUCGGCUCGCAUUGGCAUCUGUCGUAUAAUAAGUCGACAGUUUGGAAUAACAACUUUUUACAGUUGAGUCCAGCUACCAGCGAUUACGAGGGGACACCAUAUCCGUUUGGCUUGGAUCCCAUUUGGCAGGUGGCCACAUCCAAUAAGAUCGUCUUUCAAAAUGCCUACAAAAUGAAGAUAUCCAUUAUAUUUGGGGUAUUGCACAUGAUCUUUGGCGUCAUCAUGAGCUGGCACAAUCAUACAUAUUUCCGUAAUCGCCUGUCGCUGAUCUACGAGUUCAUUCCACAGCUGGUGUUCUUGCUGGUGCUCUUCUUCUACAUGGUACUGCUUAUGUUUAUCAAAUGGAAUCGUUACGGGGCUACCAACACAUUCCCCAUGACGGAGGCAUGUGCGCCAUCAAUUCUAAUUACAUUCAUCGAUAUGGUUCUGUUUAAGACUUCUAAGCCGCCGGGAAAAAACUGCGAAGUCUAUAUGUUUUGGGGACAACCAUUUUUCCAGACUGUUUUUGUAUUGAUCGCUCUCGCCUGUAUUCCGGUCAUGCUGCUAGGCAAGCCCAUCAAGAUUAUGCAGGCGCGUAAGCUGGCCAACGUACAGCCCAUAACUGGCGGCUCAUCUGAUGCUGAAGUCGGCGGCAUGUCGAAUGGUGGAGGCGGCGGACACCAUGACGAGGAGGAGAUGUCAGAGAUAUUCAUACACCAGGGCAUACACACGAUUGAAUAUGUGCUGGGUUCCGUAUCGCACACUGCAUCGUAUUUGCGUUUGUGGGCUCUCUCCUUGGCACAUGCCCAACUUGCCGAGGUCUUGUGGACAAUGGUUUUGUCUCUGGGCUUAAACAAGGAGGGCUGGCUUGGCGGCAUCUUUUUGACCGUUGUGUUUGCCUUCUGGGCUGUUUUGACCGUGGGCAUUUUAGUUUUAAUGGAGGGUCUUUCCGCAUUUCUGCAUACGCUGCGUCUGCACUGGGUGGAGUUCCAGAGCAAAUUCUAUAUGGGUCAGGGCUAUGCCUUUGCGCCCUUUUCGUUUGAGAGCAUCAUUGAAAAUGGUAGCGCAGUCGCCGGUGAGACCGAAUAGACGGUCGACGAGAUAUGAACAGCAACCAAAGCAUGUAGAGAGUCUCAUCGCUUAUGCAGUUAAAUAAGUACAUAUAAUAUGCCAAUCUAAUGGAAUUUAAUAGAAAUCUACUUAUUAAUCGUUCUAUUUAUAUAAUUAAUAAUCGUGAAUUUAUGCAACGUAUAGCCCUAUUACAUUGUCUAACGUUCUUCAUAGUCGUUUAUCGUGUUUACUCAUUAAUAUAAAUAUAUAUAUAUCUAAAGCGCCCGCUGCAGGCGUCAGCGCCAAAACAAAAA